Molecule: messenger RNA, 4062 nt
Organism: Triplophysa rosa
Lineage: Eukaryota; Metazoa; Chordata; Actinopteri; Cypriniformes; Nemacheilidae
Gene: ahi1
Product: Abelson helper integration site 1
Exons: 27
Coding region: 156-3698 (1180 amino acids)
Biological process (GO): motile cilium assembly
Cellular component (GO): ciliary basal body
Molecular function (GO): protein binding
Source: RefSeq, a predicted model, not a curated record
GUUGUUGCUCUGGGUAACGGUCUCGCCAGCAAUGGCCGCUCACUGAAAUCAUUCGCGAAUUCUCUACAGCAGAUAUGUGUGGAUUUCCUCAGAGGUUUACAGCAUCCGAACCUUAGGACUCGUUUUCAGAAUGAAUUUGUCCAGAGUACAUCAGAAUGCCAGCAGGUCAAAGUGAUGUGAGGGCUAAGACGAAUGCUCGCUUUAAUGAAGUGUUAAAGAGAUACACAAAUCCUCCUGCGCAGAAAACCAAAGCCAAGCAGACCGUUGACCAGUCUCAGGAAAUCCUUGUGCUUCAGACCUUGAAGAAGAACCUUGAUUUGAGUAAAGACACAGAGGAUGAUGAAACCAUCAUCCAUAACACGUAUGAUCCAGCUCAUGGCAGCCCCAGGUUCACCAAAAACAGACGCCGAGAGAGGGAGGUCUCAGAGAAGACCAACGCAAUCCAUAAUGCCAGCGAGGAAGAGCCCCCAUCGACGAACGGGAAAAAGAAAAGCAGAAGAAAACUUCCACCUCUGAAAACACCUGUUAAAGAUGAUGAGGAGAACGAUAAGAGGGCAGAAGCAGACAUCCAAACUGAAACACAUGCAGGACGAGGUCGCAAAGCUAGAAAAGGGAAGAGCAGAGGAGCAAGUGAUGUCACUGCGCAGAUAGGAGAGACGGAGACAGAAGAUGAUUAUUUACAGGAGUACCAGCAUCAGAUCUUGAAGGCAGAGGAGAAAGGCACGAAGAAGCUCACAGAGAGACAAGAGGUACCGCUGUUAAACAAUGAACUGGAGAAGAAGAAGAGAAAGAAAAAGUCAAAAUCAAACAAACAUGAGGGAGAUACAAGUCAGACUGAAUUGCUGGCGGAUAACCAGACAGAACGUGUGCAGGAAGAUGUCGUGGAGAAGUUUGAAGAGGACACAGUCAAGCCUAAAGUGAAAAAGAAAACGAAACGGAAGGAAGUGAUUGUCGAGGAGGAACAGACAGAAGAAAAGCCGUCGUUCGACGACAGUCUCGUGCUGGGAGUUUAUAUCCACAGGACAGACAAACUGAAGACAGACCUGCUGGUGUCUCACCCCAUGGUCAAAGUUCACGUGGUCGAUGAGGUCACAGGACAGUAUGUCAAGAAGGAAGACAGCAACCGUCACGUGUCAUCCUUCUAUGAACAAGAGAACGUCGAGCACGUCCUGCCCAUCAUAACUCAACCCUUCGACUUUAAGAAACACAAAACGACAGUUCCAGAGUGGGACGAGCAGAUCAUCUUCAACGAACGCUUCGGUUAUUUCGUGCAGGAUGACGAUGAAUCUCCGCGAGUGUUGCUGUUUUUUGAGAUUCUGGAUUUCAUCAGUGUGGAAGAAGCCAGAACGAACGUCUCUGCUGAGCAACCUGAGCGGGGAUUUCGGAAGAUCGCCUGGGCUUUCUUGAGGCUUGUAGGAACCAACGGUGUUCUGAACGUCAACACCAAACUGCGUCUCCAGCUGUACUGUCCACCCGCCCGAGCAAAGAAACUGCCACAGACCGUUGAUGUAUUCCAGUGGUGGUGGAAGUAUCCGAGGAACAAAUAUUCUUCAACUCUAUAUGUGACGGUGAAGGGCAUCAAACCUCCAGAACACGUGGAUCCUGGUGUCCGCUCUAUGACGGCUUUACAGCAGGAGAGAGGCAGCACAUUGUACAGUGAGCUUCAGAACGAGACCACCAAUAAAACCAGCACACUGCUACAGGGGGCCACAUCAGAAACCAUGAAGUGGAGUCGCUUGCCGGGACAGGUGUGUCGCAUCCCCAAUAAACCAAUGCACUCGUUCCGGGGUGGUCAGAUGGGAUGUUUUACUCUGCGCUUCUCUCAUGACGGACGGGCCCUGGCGACAGCGUGCGCAGAUAGAGACGUGUUCCCCAUCAUCAUAUAUGAGAUUCCAUCUGGGAAAGUUUUAGCAUCUUUUAAUGGCCACCUCAGUGUUGUGUACGAUCUCUGCUGGUCCAGCGAUGACAGAGGACUAUUAACAGCAUCUUCUGACGGAACAGUAAGAGUUUGGAGCAUUGACCGCCUGCAGACAUUCGCUCAUAAAACUCUGCCUCACCCUUCAUUCGUCUACUGCGCCCGCUAUCACCCGCAGGCUCAAAAUGUGGUGGUGACCGGGGGUUACGACGGACUUGUGAGGGUGUGGAACGUGGACGGACAGGACGCCAACGGACGACUUCUGCAGGAGUUUGAUGGACACAAGACGUUCAUCAACACACUGUGUUUCGACACUGACGGGAGCAGAAUGUUUUCAGCGGAUAAUUCUGGGAUCAUCAUAGUUUGGGGAACAGAGGUUGUGGAUGGAUCUCGACGUGGCGUGACCAGUCGUUGGCGUAAAGAGAGGGACAUUAAAGAGGCCGAUUUGCAGGGAAUAUCUAUUAACUCGGUAGAAGUGCAUCCGAACGGAAGACGACUGUUAAUUCAUGCCAAAGACAGCGUUUUAAGAGUCAUGGAUUUGAGAAUUCUUGCAGUGAAGAAGUACGUUGGUGCCACAAACUACAGGGAUCGAAUUAACAGCACAUUUACGCCCUGCGGAAGCUUCAUCUUCUCAGGAAGUGAAGACGGACAGGCUUACGUGUGGAAUUCGGAGACAGGCGAUCAGGUGGCUGUGUACUCGGAGCUCUGCUACUCUUCUGCUCUUCGGGCCGUAGCUUUUCACCCUCAUGAGAACAUGGUGGCGUUCAGCGCAUUCGGCCAAAACCAGCCCAUCCAUCUCUAUCUGUACGACAGGAAGGUGGCUCAGAUGGAGGUGGAGAGUUUGAGAGGGAUGAACCGGACAGAGUUUGCGGACCGUAAGAAUCCGUCAGAGGUCACGACCUUUCAGAACCCCUCUGCCAGCGGAAUGGAUCGGUUCGCCAGCACAGCACGCGUGUCACUGAAGAUUCAGCGGGUCAAACAGAAACUGGAUUCUGUGCUGGAGCCCCGUCGUAGUUCUCCUAAUGUGGAUAUGAUGUAUGAACAAGGUGGUGUGUCUCACCUGGGAAGGAGUCUAGAAGGCACUGCAUCAUAUUUUCCUCCUCCAUCUCUACUGUCCCCUCAUUCCAAACUACAGAUGACCACAUCAUCACUGAGUGCUCACCUCAUACCACAGGCAACACUCGCUUCACUGAGCAGUGGUUAUGCCCCUGUUGGGCAGCCCAUCAGAAGAGCGCCAUCUCUCAAACACCAGAAAAGUUUCCUGGAUUAUGAAUUCUCUCAACAAGCAGAGACGGACUUUGGACAAAUCCAUGAGACGGUGGUAUCUUUGUAUGAGUACAGAGCGAACCGAUCUGAUGAGCUGUCCAUACGGCGCGGUGACGCCAUCCAUGUGCUGUAUAAAGACAAUGACAGCUGGUGGUUUGGACGGCUGGUCAAUGGACAAGAGGGAUAUUUCCCAGCAUCCUAUGUGGCUGAUGAAGGGAGUUUCGAUGAGGACCUGUCGCGAGCUUUAGAAGCACAACCUGCAGCGUCAAAUCAUUCUGAAGCAGAAGUCCAACGUGCAACUCCAGUCCAGCUGUCUGCAGCCAUGAGUGCAUCCGGAGAACUAAAAAUCAUCUCAGAACUAGACACUGACCCGGAGGCGUCCUCCACGAAAACAAGAAAGAAGAAGAAGAAGGUGAAGCGUAGUGAAGAUCUUCCCCCAGCUCUCUCGCCAGAUCGUGAGAUGCCUUCAACAUCCUCCAGAAGGUGGCGACCUCUCCCCAAACCAGACAAACCGUGAGGACGAAGUGACUGAUUUCACACCGACUUGACCUCCAUCACUGAGAAUCAAGUGUUUCAUUGUGUAUGUUUCUAUUUGUGUUUUUAGCUGGCCUUAUAAUCAGAAGAUUUAUAUUUUGUACGUUUCUAACUGAUAUUUGUAAUAUGUCGUUUUACGGCACACUUUUUUUUACUGUAUUUCUGUGAUAUACCGAGCUUAUAUUUUAUUUAAAUAUGUAUUUGUUUAUGUUUGUGUUUUAGAUUGAUUUUAAUUCUGAAUGUUACAGCAACACCUCAAACAGAACUGCAUUACUAAUAUAAACAUUUUGCACCGGUCACAGAAGGGAAUAAACUAGUUGCCAAAAAAAGACAAAUGUCAUCAAUUC